CCGGAAGCAGUCGCUGCAGCGUCUGGGAGGGCCUUGCUCGCGGGGUGCGGGAGCGACGGGCCCCGGGGAGUGUGCAGGACGGAGGGGGGCGGUUCGCCAACAUGUCCCGCGGGUCCAGCGCCGGUUUCGACCGCCACAUUACCAUUUUUUCCCCGGAGGGGCGGCUCUACCAAGUAGAAUAUGCUUUUAAGGCUAUUAAUCAGGGAGGCCUGACGUCAGUAGCUGUCAGAGGGAAAGACUGUGCAGUAAUUGUUACACAGAAGAAAGUACCUGACAAAUUGUUGGAUUCCAGUACGGUGACUCACUUAUUUAAGAUAACCGAAAAUAUCGGCUGUGUGAUGACAGGAAUGACAGCUGACAGCAGAUCCCAGGUACAGAGGGCACGCUAUGAGGCAGCUAACUGGAAGUACAAGUAUGGCUAUGAGAUUCCUGUGGACAUGCUGUGUAAAAGAAUUGCUGAUAUUUCUCAGGUCUACACACAGAAUGCUGAAAUGAGGCCACUUGGUUGUUGUAUGAUUUUAAUUGGUAUAGAUGAAGAACAAGGCCCUCAGGUGUACAAGUGUGAUCCUGCGGGUUACUAUUGUGGGUUCAAAGCCACUGCUGCAGGAGUCAAACAAACUGAGUCAACCAGCUUCCUGGAGAAGAAGGUGAAAAAGAAAUUUGAUUGGACAUUUGAACAGACAGUGGAAACUGCAAUUACAUGCCUGUCUACUGUCCUGUCAAUUGAUUUCAAACCUUCAGAAAUAGAAGUUGGAGUUGUUACUGUUGAAAAUCCCAAAUUCAGGAUUCUUACAGAAGCAGAGAUUGAUGCCCACCUUGUCGCUCUAGCUGAGAGAGACUAAGCAUUGUCGUUAGUUUACCAAAUCCAUGAUGCCACUUGCCUGUGUGUUUGGUAACACCAAGCCAACAUUGUGGAGGCUGCUAGAUAUUGGUGCCCCUCCAGCCCUCCUGCCACUGAAGUGGUUUUGACUCUGUAUAAAUAAAUAAAAACAGUGCUUUUUGGAAAAUAA
Molecule: messenger RNA, 1010 nt
Organism: Ochotona curzoniae (black-lipped pika)
Lineage: Eukaryota; Metazoa; Chordata; Mammalia; Lagomorpha; Ochotonidae
Gene: PSMA6
Product: proteasome 20S subunit alpha 6
Exons: 7
Coding region: 102-842 (246 amino acids)
Biological process (GO): ubiquitin-dependent protein catabolic process
Cellular component (GO): nucleus; proteasome core complex; cytosol
Source: RefSeq, a predicted model, not a curated record